This is a messenger RNA of Nerophis ophidion (straightnose pipefish), 1568 nucleotides long. RefSeq names its product neurexin-1a-like. The transcript is spliced from 2 exons. Bases 733 to 1488 code for a protein of 251 amino acids. The record is from RefSeq and is a predicted model, not a curated record. Lineage: Eukaryota; Metazoa; Chordata; Actinopteri; Syngnathiformes; Syngnathidae.
UCAACAGGGGAAGCUCCUCAGUCCACACACCGCACCUCCACUCCAACUGGAUUCUCUACAUCCUAUAUAUAUAUAUUAUAUAUACAUAUAUAUGUGUUCUUCGCCUGGACGGGCCAUUGCCUUCUUCCUUCUUUACUGUUUUUCUUUUUGCGUGUUUUUUUUUUAAGGUGAGGACAUCGUGGCAGGACGCACAUUGAAGGGAACUUGGAGAGUGUCUGGACGGACAGACUGCCUCUUUUGCUGAGCUCAUCAAGCCACUUUGUGUCCAUAUGGCUUAUUUUCACUUUGUUAGAGAGGACGCCGGGUGAAAAGCCCAAAGCAAGGCUCUCAGUUACCAGCCAAAACCCACGUUGGCAUGAACAUGAAGAUUAAGGCUGCGGCGUCGACUCAUGUGAAACCGUGCAUUCGCUAACUGGCGUCAGGAGGAGCUCUUCCAUGAUCACAAACAAUUUUUGUGUUUGAAUCCCUUUCAGUUUUUCAUUUUCCACAGCCAUGGCAUAGAGGACCUUGAAGGAGUUUAGACUAUUUUGGCACAUAGGCAGUAUUACAAUUUCCCCUUGGGCUAUAAACUGAAUGUUUUUAGUCCAUUAAAAAUAUAUUAUUUUUUUUUGCCCUAAAAUGAGACGCCUAAUUAUAUCUGGCUCUUUGUCACAGUCAAACCACUUUACAUCUUGCUUAAGCAAAGGUUCCUAUAAAUAAAUUCAGCCAUCCACAUAGAUUAGUGUUCUCACAAUGGUUUUACAAAAGCAUCACAGUGCCCGUUUUAUUUGGGUCGGCCUGCUUAUUUGUGGCUACGUCGAACUUGGCACUUGUCUGGAGUUUACAGGUGCAGAGGGACAGUGGGCACGAUUCCCAGUAUGGAACGCGUGCUGCGAAAGCGAAAUGAGUUUCAACAUGAAAACAAAGAGCUCCCACGGGCUGCUGGUUUACUUUGACGACGAGGGAUUUUGCGACUUUCUGGAACUCUUCAUUCUCAACGGGAGACUUAGCCUUCGUUUCUCCAUCUUCUGCGCCGAGCCCGCCUCCGUCGUAUCCGACGCGGCGGUCGAUGACGGCCAGUGGCACGCCGUCACCGUACGGAGAAACUUUAAGAACACGACCCUGGUGGUGGACGAUGAUGUCAAAUGGGUGGAGGUGAAAUCCAAAAGACGGGAUAUGACCGUUUUCAGCAAUUUGUUUGUGGGCGGCAUCCCGCCGGAGUUGCGGUCUGUGGCGUUACGUCUUACAUCCGCCGCCAUUAGGGAUCAGGCGCCUUUCACCGGCUGGAUAACAGACAUAAAGGUCAACAACACGGCAUCUGUCGUGGUGGACAGCGCAGGACUCUUAAAGGACCUUUGUGGUGCAGCUAACAUGUGCUUGAAUGGCGGAGUGUGCAGCUUAAUCAACAACAAGCCCACAUGCGACUGUUCUGACACUGGAUUCCAAGGAACGGACUGCAGUGAAGGUAAGCCGUGCACACGCUCAGUUGGUACAAAAUGUCCUCUGUAGCUAAAUACGGAGUGAAUUAAAUUCCCUAUUGCAAUCAACAUCCCUUCAAAAAGUGACUCACCUCGCUCCUCUAUUUAGUG